CAGGAAGCGAAUGGCGGAAACACAGCUCUGUCUCACGCUUUCAGUCAGGAUUUUGUGAUAUUUUGCGUUUUGGAAGGAGUGAGCAGCGAAACAGGCAGUUGAUGCCUUCAGUAAAGACCAGAGGAAGGCUUCAGAAACACAAUGCGGUCGCUGUGAUCCGUCAGGAGGAAUCUGUGCAGGGAACGGACCGAUGGACAGUCAGUGACUGACAGGGUCCCGUCUUUACAUUUGACACCGACGUAUGGCCCUGCUGCUCAGCUAGCUGAGGGAGUCGUCGAUCAUGUUUCUGAAAACCUCCUUCACCACGCUGAUUGUUGGGGUGUUCGUAGUGUAUGUGCUCCACACUUGCUGGGUGAUGUAUGGGAUAGUGUACACCAAACCCUGCGACAGCCCUAAAGCAGACAACUGCAUCACGCCCUUCCUGGCAGGGAACCCAAAACUAGAGUUGAGUAUCUACACCUCUGUGAAGCCAAACGCAGACGGAGGCCAUACGCUGAUUCACAAAGAGGAGGACUUCAAUGUCAACAGCAAGUUUGAGAGGAUCGUCAACGUCUCACUCCCCAAGAAAACGCGCAAUAAUGGAACAUUGUAUGCGUUAAUAUUCGUCCAUCAAGCUGGUCUCAAUCCAUGGCAGGACCCACGACAGGUCCAUCUGGUGGCUCAGCUCACUACCUACAUGGUCCCAAAGCCUCCUGAGAUCUCGCUGAUAUCUGGAGAAGAUCAAACACAGGGUCAAAAACAGGAAGAUCAGAAGAAGAAACAGCGUGAUGGUGGCUCUGGAGCAGGAACGAGAGCUAAAGGUGGAGCCGCUGCUUCAACGGAUCACCCAGUUUCUCACUGGCGCUCCCGUCUAACUCUUAACAUCGUUGGUGACCACUUCCUGUUUGACAGAGAAUACCUGCCAAGCGACGUUCACAGAUACCUCAGAGUAUUCCAGAACGGGAAGAAAAUGGUGUAUUUACCUCUGCUGUUUGUUGACGAGCUCAGCAAUAGGGUCAAAGAUCUCGUGGAGAUCAACAGCACUUCCUCAGAGCUCCCUCUCACCGUCUUCUAUGACUCCAUCUCUCUGGGCAGACUUCGCUUUUGGAUCCACAUGCAGGAUGCCGUGUACUCUCUGCAGCAGUUCGGAUUCACAGAGAAGGAUGCUGACGAGAUUAAAGGCAUCUUUGUGGACACCAACCUGUAUUUCCUGGCUCUCACCUUUUUCGUCGCAGCCUUCCAUCUUCUGUUUGACUUCCUGGCCUUCAAAAACGACAUCAGCUUUUGGAAGCAGAAGAAAAGCAUGGUGGGAAUGUCCAGCAAAGCAGUGCUGUGGAGAUGCUUCAGCACAAUAGUGAUUUUCCUCUAUUUGUUUGACGAGCAAACAAGCCUCCUCGUACUCAUACCUGCUGGGAUCGGCUCUAUAAUUGAAGUGUGGAAAGUGAAGAAAGCCUUUAAAAUCCAGAUUUUCUGGAAAAGAGGCAAACCAACAUUCCUGUUUGGGAAACUAGACGAAUCAGAGCGGAGAACAGAAGAAUAUGAUACUCUGGCCAUGAAGUAUCUCUCAUACCUCCUUUAUCCUCUGUGCAUCGGAGGAGCGGUGUACGCACUAAUAUUUCUGCGAUACAAGAGCUGGUACUCGUGGCUAAUCAACAGCUUGGUGAAUGGUGUGUAUGCCUUUGGCUUCCUCUUCAUGCUUCCUCAGCUCUUUGUCAACUAUAAGCUGAAGUCUGUGGCUCAUCUGCCUUGGAAGGCUUUCAUGUAUAAGGCAUUCAACACCUUCAUUGAUGACGUGUUUGCCUUCAUCAUCACCAUGCCAACAUCCCACAGACUGGCCUGUUUCAGGGACGACGUGGUUUUCCUCAUUUACCUUUACCAGAGAUGGCUCUACCCAGUGGACAGAACUAGAGUAAAUGAAUAUGGCAUUUCAUACGACGAGAAGCCCAAAGGGAAGGCUCACAAGGACUAAAAUGAAAAUAUACGUUUUCACUGACUUCUACGAGCUGGAACCUCCGGGUGUCAUCUUUUUGUCCAUCAUAUUCACUGACACUUUGGCAAAGUUUGAAGGUUUAAUCGCUUGCACGUCAUUCCUCACUAGCAGCAACUGCUAAAAACUUGAACAUCGGUAGAGGACCGGUAUAUAGCCAGUGUUUGGUUUGUCCAUUCUAGGCUAUUGUAGGAACAUGCCAGGGCAUCUUGACAGACUUGGUGGAAGGUCAUCAGUUAGUAGAAAGGUUAAAGAUAUAAAAAAAAAAAGUUUUAUUCUAAUUAAAACAUUGAUCAACAUUAAUUUGAAUGUCUUUCAGCCGAACAUCCUGAGUUCCAGACACUUGAACUUGUACAAACGUCAAAUGAGCUGCGUCUAAUGUGCCAGUCUGUUAUAAACGGACCAGAACUGUUAUCGUUCUUUCAAUUUAAUACUGUGACAUUACAUGAAAAUCAGCUAGCUAAAUCUGUGGAGCGAACAUCAAAACAGAUGUGAAAACCUUGUGUGUGUUUAGAGAAUGGCCCGCAUCUAAACAAACACUGUGGUGUGACCCAGUACACUAAUGGCUGCUGGAGCUUCACUAUCAUAUCACUAUACUGGCUUUCACUCCACCGCAAACUUGUAUAAUUCAAAGCAACAAAUUGUUUUGGCUUUUUUUGUAUUAUUUUCACAGGUUUAGUAUUUAGAAGUACACGCAACAGAUUUUGAGCCACUCAGUUAAAAGGCAUCAUUCAUCUGUACUGUUUCGCAGUACUUUUAAAUGGAGUAUGCCUAUUAAAUAAAUAAUACAAAAAGAAGAAGGUAAAAUUAUCUACAUAAAAACUGGAAUAAAGACCAAAAACAUCUUUAAAGUAAGCUUUCACAUCAUUUUCAAAACCUCAAUGGUAGAUGGGGUAUUGUGGAAUAAUCUCAAGCCUCUGUAAAUGUUGAUUGGAAGUUAAAGGUUUAAUGCCACGGAUAAAUGUAGGAUUUCUUGAGAGUUUCUGAAUAUUAAAAGGAUGAUUCUGUUUAUUUUGAAGUGAGGUUCUGGUAAAAUUACUCUCCUGGCAUCUUCACUUAAUCUAAAUCCAUAUUAGCUGUUCCUGAUCCUGAAGUCAAAGAAGGGCCAAGACCAAAUAUGACUUCUAGCAUCCUAAACAGCUACAGUCUUAAAAAGCAUUAUUGUGGUUUAUUAACCUUUAUAAAAACCCCAUUGGGUUUCCAUUGACUGGCUAUUUACACAGAAACCAAUUUCUGUCUAAAAAGAAAAUGGUGAUUGGAGGCAGUGUGCCAACAAUAAUCUUCCUGUGUGAAACAUGUCCUGAGAACUCAACAUGUAAUGUGUUUGACGUUCAUAUUAGCUGUCUAAUAUUAACAAAAAAAAACUUUUUAAAAAAAUAAAAUAUUGUUGCAGUUUUAAAUAAAGCAGUUUUCUGUUAAUUACUAUGACUGGAAAGCUCAGUAUGUGUUUUACAAGGAAAAUAACUUGAGGGGCACAACCUUCUAACUCCAUUUGCUAUUUAUUUAGUGUAAUGAAAACAUGACAAUAGUUCAGUUUUGUAAUAUGGCAUUCAGAUGAACUGACGUAAAUUUUAGAACUGAUUUUGGUUUAAGAUGGUAAAAAUCCACUUUGGUAUUGGCCCGUUUCUGAUUGUGUAUGUGCUUGUGUCCUUGAGGCCAACUAAUGUGGAUUUACGCUAAAUAAAGUUAACAAGGGGGUUAUUUACUGCAGGUAUGAAAACUGCAUGGAACCUUUCAACAGGACCACUUCAACAAAACUGAACUGUCCCUUUAAGGUUAAUAAGUUCAGUAACGUGUGAAGUUUCUUUUUUGUUCUCCAAUGGGUACGUUUAAUUUUGCUGUAAAACAUGAUGGCACACUGACAUUCAUUCACCUUUCACCGUCUUUCUUUUCUUUAAUUUUUGUACAUGUCAGGGCCAAGAAAAUAUUUGUGCCAAAUGUGCGAGUGAUUCUUGAACUGUUUGUUAGCAUUGGAUGUGCAGCAUAAGUGAUCCAUGCAAUGUUUUAAUGGACACUGACGUUUUGGAGGGAAAACAUUGAUGGUAAAGCUCACGGAAAGUAUUACAAAAUCUGGACCUAAACCAUCGUGAUUUUACUUCUUUACUUAUGCCUACUGUAAAUGUUCCUUUAAAGUAUAAAGACUCUAUUAGGAAUCAAGUUAUUAAUUUUUCAGAUGUCAUGUGAUUUGUUCAGGAAAAAGGUGAAAAGAACUGCGUUCCAAGCAAAAUGCAGUGAGGUCAACUUUUGAGUCAUUUUGCCUUGAAUUUGUUUGAAAUCAUUGUAAUGUUUGUGUUUUUCAUUGGAAUAUAAUAAAACGCUGACAUCA
Molecule: messenger RNA, 4292 nt
Organism: Poeciliopsis prolifica (blackstripe livebearer)
Lineage: Eukaryota; Metazoa; Chordata; Actinopteri; Cyprinodontiformes; Poeciliidae
Gene: clptm1l
Product: CLPTM1 like
Exons: 18
Coding region: 281-1948 (555 amino acids)
Cellular component (GO): endomembrane system; membrane
Source: RefSeq, a predicted model, not a curated record